Plasmodium gallinaceum is the source of this 315-nucleotide messenger RNA. Its product is annotated as conserved Plasmodium protein, unknown function. The transcript is spliced from 5 exons. The coding region runs from base 1 to 315 and encodes 104 amino acids. The record is from RefSeq and is a predicted model, not a curated record. Lineage: Eukaryota; Apicomplexa; Aconoidasida; Haemosporida; Plasmodiidae.
AUGAAACAUUUUAUUUUUGUAUUUUUUUUUUUGUUUUAUCUUGUUUAUGCACAAAUUCCUUACGAUAUUCUAAGCAUUUAUAAGCCAUUAAAUUCACAAUCUGUCAAAGUACUUCCAGGAGACAAGGUUUCAAUAGAUUAUAAAUUAAAGGAUAUUAAAGAUGACAUUGGAAAAGAAUAUUCAGAAAAUUCUUUAAAAAAAUUAGCAGAAAAAUACUAUAAGGAUGUAGAUUCAACUGAUCAAAAUAUUUUAGAAGAAUUAGAUCAACUUAAAGAUUUGUUAGGAGAAAAAUCCUUAUUUUUGACUAUAUUUUAA